This is a messenger RNA of Nomascus leucogenys (northern white-cheeked gibbon), 2523 nucleotides long. It is a transcript of the gene EXOC3L4, whose product is annotated as exocyst complex component 3 like 4. Gene Ontology annotation, biological process: exocytosis; exocyst localization. Gene Ontology annotation, cellular component: exocyst. Lineage: Eukaryota; Metazoa; Chordata; Mammalia; Primates; Hylobatidae. The record is from RefSeq and is a predicted model, not a curated record. Gene Ontology annotation, molecular function: SNARE binding.
CUCAGCAGCUCUCCUGCUGCCAAGAUGCCAUCACCACAGACAGAGACUCCUGGGCCGGAGCUGCAAAGUCCGAAGGAGGCCGAGGAGCCGCAGAGUCCAGCUCAGGACUCCCGGCGAACAAGCAGCAGGAAAGAGCCCAAUGCCCACCGCAAGGAUGGCACAAGGCUGGGCCUGGGCUCCCUGAGGCAGGCCUUCUCCCGGGCCAGCCAGCGGGCUUUGACCCAGGUCUCCAAGGAGGAUACGGGCCUGUUCCGGCGAAGCUCCUGCUCCCUGUUCCGGUCCUUCCGGCAAGCCCUGGAUGAGGGCCCAGCUACCGGCCAUUCCCAGGCCACUCCUGAGGUGCCCUCGGGGGUCAUGAAUGGUGUCAGCCAGCAGGCAGCCACUGGGGCAGCGUCUGAGGAACUGAAACCCGAGGCAGAAGGCAAAUCCGUGGCCGACCUCAUUACUGAACGGCAACUGCUGGCGGCCUUCGAACAGCUUCUGCGCCUGGAGACGCUGCUGGUGGCCGAGAAGGCCUCGCGCACCUUUGAGCAGGACCCUACGGCCUUCGCGCGGCGUGCCAUGGACGUGUGCCUGCAUUACGACGGGCUGGCAGCCGAGAUCGGGGUCAUCGUGCGCGAGACGCUGGACAGCGACGGCGUGGACGCGGCCGCGCUGGCCGAGCUGGCCCGCGUGGUGAGCGCGGAGGAGGAGGCCCACCCUUCGCCCCCCGACGACGGCGACUUCCUGCGCACGCCGCGCCGCUGGCGCCAGCACUGGGAGGAGGCGGUGCGGCGGAGCGCUCAGGAGCGCGUGCGGCGGCCGGGCGCGGGGUGGGCCUCGGGGGAGGCUGAGGGCGCGUCGGGUUUGGCCCAGCUUCUGGCCGAGCUGGGCGGCUUGGUUCGCCGCGACCUGCAGAAGGUGCGGCAGGAGGUGCAGCCCGCGUAUGCGGCGGCCGGCUUCCCCGCGUGGGAGGUCUAUCUGCGUGCCUUCCACAGCGCCGUGGCCCAGAGGCUCCAGGAGCUCGCGCGCGACGCCCGCGGCUGCGAGCAGCUCUAUGUCCUGCUGGACUGGGCCGCCAACGUCUACGGCAGUCCUGACUUCCUGGGCGCCCCGGGCCUGGCGCUGCCCGCAGAGCCGCUGCCUCCGCUCCUGGCGCCGGACGUGUGGGCCCGACUGGAGAGCGACUACACCAGCUUCCUGGAGGCCAAGAUCGCAGGCUGCUUCGAUAGCAUCUUGCAGCUGGAGCAGAGUCACUGGGCGGCCGCCGAGGUCCCCGAGGUGCUGCAGGGCCUCUACCAGGCGCCGCUGUCCAUGGACGUCCACAUGCUCGUGGCCGAGCACGUGAAGGCGGCCGGCGCCAUCUCCGCGGAGCUGGAGGCCACCACCCUGCGAAUCUGCACGCGGGCGCUCGGCCUCUUCGUGCCCAGGUUUGAAAAGGCUUUUCUGGCGUCGGAGGCGGUGAGCGAGCCGCACCUGGGCGCCUACAUCAACUCCUGCGAGGAGCUCAGGACCAGUCUUCUCUCCAGGUUCCCAGGAACCCAAGAGGAGCUGGAGAAGCCCCUGGUGAUGGCCACCUGCAGCUUCCAGAAGCACCUGCUUCAGGGCUUGCAGCGUGAGUUGCAGCCGCUCUUCAGGGUUGUGUGCACCAGGGACUGGCUGACGCAGGACUGGCUGCAUCCCCUCAUGGACAAGGUGGUGACCUUUGCCGGUCAUCUCCAGCGUGUGGCCCGGCCACGGGCACAGGAGACUCUGCAGGAGGUGCACCGGUUCGUGGUCCGCGAGUACCUGGCGCGGGCGCUGAGGCCACGGGCGCGGUUCCGGGGCAUGGAGCGCGUGCACAGCUCCCAGAAGAUGAGCCUGGAUGCCCAGGCCAUCGGUGACACCUUCCAGGGCCUGGGUUCCGAGGCCACGUGGUUGGACCAAGCCAUCCAGUGCGUGGCUGAGAUCCUGGGCGAGACUUACAAAGACGACAUCCAGCGGCACCUGGAGACUCUCAUCGGGAGCUACCCCGACAUCAGGCGGGACCACAUACUGGCCAUUCUGGCCCUGCGCCGACUGGGCCGCCGGCGGAACCAGCAUCUCUUGCAGCACAGCCAAGACCUGCUGAGAGCUGCGGCCAGGGUGGCGGGUGCGGAGGCCCCUCGGGGCCGCGUGCUCUUCGAGGAGAUCAAGAUGCCCCGGUCAUGGCUGUGCUGAUCACCUGCGUCUAGUUCUCUCUGGCUCGAGAGGGGGCCGGCCGCCGGCAGGGAGCUGUGGUCAGUGGGGGUCAGCCAGGAGCCCAGGGAGUCACUCUGGGCCCUGCCCCCAACUCCGACACUGCAGUUAGGGAAUUUUUGUCAUCAGCAGCCAUGCACAGCUGUCAGGCCAGAAGGAGCAGCUGUGCGGGAGGCAUUUCAGGCAUCGUAGCGGGGAGUGUUUUGGGGCUGCAGAGCUUUCAAUGCUGCCCGUCAGCGGGGGCCUCCCGCCCGACUAUCCAGCUUCACCCUCUAGUCUGAAAGUGAAGAGCAGAGUAUUUAUUUAAAAAAUAAAUGUGAAUUAAAA